AUGUCCUUUAUAACUAUUCACUUUGGAGGUAAAAAUAGCUCGAGUUUGGCUUUGAAUUAGUGAGCUUAGGCUUAAGUUCUUAUACAAAGUUAGAGCAAGACUACAAAUACCGAUUUGGUUUUGCCGUUCUUCCUCUUUAAUCUCCUGCUAUUCGUCUUUGAUUUACAGAUGACCAGAAACUCUUGUUCAACUUGCUUUGUCCAACGAUUUUGUUGUAUGAAAACAUCAAGCUUCGAUGCAAAUGCGAGGAAAAAGGUGAGGUUGCUUGCAAAAUUCGUCACUUGAUUAAGUAAACCUGAGUAAACUCAAGCUUUAUUAAAACUUAAGAAUCUGCUAUUUUUUCAGUAUUUUAAAAUCCCGUUUAUGUAUUGAAGGCAAGCAUCUUACAGAGCAAUCUUUAACAAAGAAAGUUUAUACGAGAGAGUAAGUAAGCCUAUUUAGAACACGAAAGGACACCUUUUUAUAAACUUGCUUUUUUCAGUUGUGAUAGACAUCGCAGACGAAAACGGCUCGUUAAAAAUACUCUCUGAGAGGCCACCUGAUCAAUAUGCAUCGGAAUAUCUUCAGGGGAGAACAAAUUACAUCCUUCUAAAAGUGUUAAGUAAGUUUGUUUUGAGAAGUUUGAAUAAGCUGUUUAAUACUGGUUUUAGAUAUCUGGAAAUUGACCUGUUGCUAGCAUCCUCAACUUCAGUCUACAGUUUUUUCCUUUUUUUAUUGUUUCCUUUGCAACCACAGAAAAGGCUGACAGCUUGACUGGGAAGGAGUAUUCCAUUUUUGAGCCACUAUUGAACAAUGUAUCAGAACUAUAUCCCGAGUUAAUGUGUAAG
Messenger RNA from Porites lobata, 827 nucleotides. NCBI's taxonomy places the organism in Eukaryota, Metazoa, Cnidaria, Anthozoa, Scleractinia, Poritidae. The record is from the annotation of a GenBank genome assembly.